CAGUCCACUAGAAACGUCACGUAGCCUACCGACGCGCGUCGCUGAAGUGUUGCGAUCUACAUAGCAGAUACAACAGCAACGUGAAUUGUUUAAAUGUUACAUGUGCUCGCUGUAUACAAAUUAAGAAGAACACUGUGUAGAUAUCGAAAUGAGAAGCUACGAAUGGGUGGAUAGCUAUCAGCUAUUUUCACCGCCUCUUCGACUACCAACACGCCUAACCGCUCUAUUUGGUAGCCUAGCGAUUUUGUAGCCUAAACGUUAUUUAUUUAAGUUUUUACGCUGUAAACAGUGGCCCAAUAAAACAGACGAAACAUUUUCUGAAGAAAGUAUGGAUAGCGGAGGGUGUCCUUUAAAUGGUGGAGGGGGCGACAGUCACAGGCCGAGCAUGGGAUCCCAUACCGGGAUGAUCACACUGGAAGAUCUCGAGUCUUUCUCGGAGGAUCAGCUCUCCGACUCCGGGAACGGGAGUCUGGAAGAAGGUGAAACCAUGGAGGAGGACGAGGAGGACGACAGACUGCUGCAUUACUGGCAGGACGUGGCGAGAGGACAUCGUGUGGAGGUUCCUGGAGACAUGGCACAGCCAAUCCAGCAGAUCACCAGCAACAACAAUGGCGCACACACUCGCGAGAGCGUCCCAUUCACACUCCUCGGCCGAAAGGAAAAGUGUGGGGAUGUGCACUAUGAGAAGCGCCACUAUGAGAAAGCCCAUUGGGCCUGCAUCACAGUCUCCGAGGAAACGUAUGAGCAGAGCAUCUGCUGUGGCUUCAUGAGGAUCAUGAGAUACAUCUGCCAGCAAAACUCAGCAGGUAACUACCUGGGCAUGACGUUGCCCAUUGUGACUGUGGUGCACACAGACGAGAUGCGCAGGGACCUGAUGCGUGCCGUCACUGUGGCCUACUACCUGCCCGACCAGCACCAGGCCCAGCCGCCGCUGCCUCAAGACGCUGAGAUCACCAUUGAGGAGUGGCCCGCGGCCAUCAUCUACUCCAGACCUUUCACUGGGGCAACUAAUGAAGUAACGAUUGUUAACGAAAUCCAGGCCCUGUCAGAGGUGAUGGACACACCUGGCGACUGUGCUAACGACACCUUCAUCAUUGCCGGAUACACCAACCCUGCUCAUGCCAACCGACAAAACGAGAUCUGGUUCCUGGAGAGGCGCUGAAUGCCUCUGUUUUGAAAAGUUAUUGGAACACUCUCCCUUUUCUGAGUCCCUCUAACCUUCAGAGACAAACUUCAUUUAAGUCCGGUCCAAAACCGACCCAUUUUAUCCCAGCACACCCCCUUCAUCAGCCCCUACUCACCACCCUCACAAAAGCACACCUUGACCGUCCUCACUUGCUUUAGGAGGAAGUUCUGGGCCAGGGGUGCGGUAGUGGUAUGGGGUCUGGGAAUGGACUUCCCUUACCCUCAUGGGAUGGGAUUUCCAGCCCAGUGCUAGUCUGCAGCCUUAGAAAGACUUCAUGUUUCUCAUUAGCACAGCUUCUCUGUGUGGGCUUUAGGGCUAUGGCUAGCUUUCUCCAAGCUACCCACAGCCUCAACUCUGACAUAAAACACCCCAUCCCCACCCCAAGCCCUCAGAAAGUCAACAAAUAGGCAAGACUGGAGACAAGGGAGGACUUUUGCUCAGAGACGAGGACCUUUUGCCAAGGCCAUGGAAAUUAGUGACACUCUAGUGAAUCUUAAAAAUAAUGCUACAUUGAGGCUUGCCUUUGUCUCUGUUGCAGUCAUAGGAAAAAUAUUUCUUAGAGAAUAACAAAAGUUAGACAAUUACUCUGUAAAAAGUAGGAGGGGGAUUAUUACAAGUACUGUCCAGUGUAAAAACUACUACUUAGUGACUGGUUUCUGUAGAUGACAAAGAGCACAGAUGGUGAUUGAAAGGUAAGAAACCAGGUCAAUUUCAGCUGCACACAUCAAGUACAACUACCCUAACUCCUCAACCACAUGCACAACUUUAGACACUUAAACCGGUUGAAUGUAUGAACUCUCUCUCACGUAGUAACACGCAAACACAUACAGUAGAGGAAUAGUGAGUCACCUUUUAUUCUGCCAACCUGGAAAUCACUGCAUCACUACAAAACCAAAUAUUUGAAUUCUCACUUUCUUCCUGUAUGACAAUCAAGCAUGCCUUUUUUGCAUGCCGCAUUUUCUUGCUCCUAACUGUCUAAGCCAUGCUGUGAACAUACUGUCCCACACACACACACAUACACACUCACUCUUACACAGUUUCUGAUAUACCUCUAUCAAUCUAUUUCUUGCGUUACUUCGUGUCAGUGUUAGUGAGAAAGCACUUCUUGCCAGCUAACCUUGGCAACACUCAGCGACCUAGUAGAAGCAGUAAUAUGCUUGAUUGAAUGAGAGUUUGCUAACGUAGAAUAGAGAGAGAGAGAGAGAGAGAGAGAGAGAGAGAGAGAGAGAGAGAGAGAGAGAGAGUUAAUAGUGCUAUUUUUGUUAACUAUUUUUAAAGAAAAAAAUAUUACAUAAGGAAAAUAUAAUGACGCUUUGGUGUUUGUUUUCUUUCCUCUGCAUUUCAGUCUACUGUUUUAGAGGUCUGACAUAAAUUCUCACGAAUUUUACAGCAGUUUAUAGGAAAACAUUUUCUAUCUCUUCUAAGUCUGUCUUUUUAUUUAAUAAAAGUAACAAUUAAAGAGAAGCAAAAUGAUAUGUGCUGAUGUAAUUGGGUUGGUGUCUUUGCACUGUGAGACUGUUUUUCUUCCUAGAACCUUGUUGCUUAAAAAUGUCAUUGGCAAAAUGUUGCGUUGUUUGCUUUUGUUUGCUUUCUUCGCUGCUUGGUUUUGUUGCUUUCUUCGCAGUACUUUGUUCAAAAUCAUUUGCCAAAUCAAUAGCAGUUAGAGGGACAAUUGCUUUUUGGAUUUAACGCUCAAACUUUUGCAAGGCUUUGGCCAUUGACCAGGACCAGCUGGCAAUGCAAACAACACUCGAGCGAUUUCAACAUCUCAUCUUCAAGUGGAUACUCAAGUAACUCUUCACAACCUCUCCAGCAACUGAUGAUCCAUGCCAUUGUCUGAAAAACAAACCUUUGUUGCCAUUCUACUCUCUAAGUCUGUGUUGGACAAGAGAAGCGUGACGUUGCAAGCUGAGGCAGUCGGUAACAGGAUUUAAAACUGAGGGUCGUGCAGGAUUCCCUACAAUCUGACUGAGGGCAUUUCCAAGUCUAUUUUCAGGACUACCACUUCUACUACUGCUACUGAUCUGGUUAUCCGGAAGUUAGACAGAUUUUUGGCUGUUGGUUGUUCACACCCCCUCCCCCCCAAGUGUUUUGUAAAAGUGGUUUGUAUAGUAUUCAAGUCUGGAAAGCAUCAAUUAAGAGCUAAAGUGGAUUUAUUGAUUAUUUUGUUAAUGUUCAGUUCCUUUCUAUAAAAAAAAAACAAAUAAAUAUGAUCAUAAACCUUAUAAA
Sardina pilchardus (European sardine) is the source of this 3415-nucleotide messenger RNA. RefSeq names its product heme-binding protein soul3 (gene soul3). Gene Ontology annotation, molecular function: heme binding. The transcript is spliced from 5 exons. Bases 329 to 1162 code for a protein of 277 amino acids. The record is from RefSeq and is a predicted model, not a curated record. Lineage: Eukaryota; Metazoa; Chordata; Actinopteri; Clupeiformes; Clupeidae.